Haliotis rubra (blacklip abalone) is the source of this 429-nucleotide messenger RNA. RefSeq names its product thioredoxin domain-containing protein 9-like. The transcript is spliced from 4 exons. Gene Ontology annotation, cellular component: cytoplasm. NCBI's taxonomy places the organism in Eukaryota, Metazoa, Mollusca, Gastropoda, Lepetellida, Haliotidae. The record is from RefSeq and is a predicted model, not a curated record.
AUGGCGGAAUACUUUGCCAGCCUUUGUUCUGGCCAGGAGUACUUUGAGACCAAGUUUGCUAAGCUGAAUGUAGAUGUUGCCAGGUACCUGCUGGAAAGGUUGAAGAUCCAAGUUCUUCCAGCUGUUUACUGCUUCAAGAAGGGCAUCAUAGUAGACAGGGUUAUUGGUUUUGAAGAGCUUGGCAGCAGUCAUACAUUCGUGACUGAAGUCUUGGAGAGUCGGCUAGGAAAGUCAGGUGUGAUAGAUGUACCUGAGGACCAGGAUAUUUCAAAGAAAACCAUAUUUGGAGCCUGAUCAGUGGGUAAAAAUCCUGGUGAUGAUGACAGCAGCGAUGAUGACUACUGAGCUUAUGGACUUAUUUGAUGCAUUUUAUACACAUAUUUUUUAUUAUUUAUUACAUUUAGUACCAUUAAAGUUAUCUUACACUUU